GUGUGUGUGUGUGUGUGUGUGUGUGUGUGUAUGCGCGCGCGUGUCUGUGUAUGUGUGUGUGUGAGUGCGUGUGUGCCAGCGUGUGCGUGCGUUCGUUCGUAGUUAUGGUGCGAGUUGCGUAUGAUGUGUCAGAUCCUGUUCUGGUCGAGGCUACUCUCCUCUUUCCUCGUGAUUUCUCGGUGAUUUCGGCACAUCCGAGUUAUGCCUGGUGGUCGAGGAGGUGCAUCUAUAUGGGAAUUAAUUCGCAAAUAAUCAGUGGAUAUAAGGAAAGCCUUAAUAAAAGUGAAAGAGGAGGAAAAUCAGAAAGCUGGAUGUCCCCACAAUGCAGCAGCAACAGGCAGGAGAGUUAGUGGAGGCCAAACCCGGAAAGUUUAGCAUGGAAUUGUGUCAGGUGCCAAUGAUGGUUCACAAGGUGGAAUUUUCGCAAGCACGUGAUGCUUUGGGGCAGAAGGUGAGUGUUAAGGUGGAGGGCGAGCAGGAACUCACGCAGAGACUGAAGGAGGACCUGAAUCUGACCCAACGCGAAGUAGAUACCCUGAAGACGGAGGUUCUGAGGCUGAAGGCUGAACAAAAGGAGAACGAGCAGGUCAUUCAGCAGCUUCAGCAGGCCAAUAAAGCCCUGUACCAACGGCUUGAUGAACUCCAGUCGAGAUGUGACUGCAUGGAAGACCAGGCACGGCGACUGAAGGAUUCAACUGAAAGAUCAGGUGGCUUAUGGUAUAGUCAAGAUUUAGAUCGGUGCACAAGUGAUUUACAGUCUCUAAGAAAUAUCCACACCAGCCUCCUUCAAUACCCCCUUAAGGACUUCUGCACACUCCUUGGCAACAAAAAUGGGGUGACAUUAUAUGAUGCUGUCCAUGGUUCUGCACACACAUUUAGUACAGAUAUCUGGAGCAGAGAUCAUCCAGAGACUGUGCCAUUUGCAAUAGACUUAAGCAAGCGACCCCAUCAAAAAUGUGCCAGUAGCUUUGACUUUGCUAGGAGCCAUUCUCCGCCAAUUGAUCUCAGCACCCAGACCAGCCAUGAACUUGGCAGAGAACCCCUUUGGCUUGAGGAACCACCAUGCCAUCCUGUGGACCUUAGCAGCAAACCUACACAGGGAAUACAAGAGGAAGAGGUCAAUUUUCAACGGUCUGCCACAGAAGCGCACUUCGAUGGCGGACAAGACAGUGAAAGCAAUUCCUCAGAUUGGCCACCCUUGCAGAUUGAUUUGGAUAAUACUUCAGAUGAUGGAGAGGGUCUGAGACAAGAGAGAUGUGAGCCAGCACAAGAAGCCGAAAUGAGGAAUGAGGAGGAGAUGGAGGAGAACUUGAGUUUCAUUUCAGCUGUUAAUGAUGAAGAAUUACCAGAGCCGAGCCUGACCAAGAUUUCCAGUUACAGAAGAAGAAAACGUGGACCAAAAUCAUGGGAGUUUUUGAUGAGGCUUAUGGCUGAUAAGAGGACAAAUCCUUCGGUGAUCCGGUGGGAAGACAGAGAAGCUGCCACCAUUAGGCUCAUCCAACCACACUACAUUGCCAAGCUCUGGGGGAAACGGUCAAGUAAACCUAAUCUUACCUAUGAUCACUUUGCCCGUGCUCUUAGGUACCACUACAAGAAGGGACAGCUGAUCAAAGUUUCAGAACGGCAACUGGUGUAUGGCUGUGGUCCCCAGGCCCUCAAGUUUUUAGAGCUGCUCCUUCAACAGAACCAGUCGACGGGUGAUCUAAAUGAAGAUGCCAUGAUGUGGACUGAGAUGGCAGAUGCAGCAGUACCCCAAGACCAUACAUACUUCAACAAGAAAGAAAUAUAGAAAGUUUUGGAUAAAGAUAGGUGUAUUGCAGAUGUUUCCAUGAAAAGCCUAAAUGCAAA
This is a messenger RNA of Penaeus vannamei (Pacific white shrimp), 1848 nucleotides long. RefSeq lists its product as uncharacterized. The record is from RefSeq and is a predicted model, not a curated record. Lineage: Eukaryota; Metazoa; Arthropoda; Malacostraca; Decapoda; Penaeidae. Gene Ontology annotation, molecular function: sequence-specific DNA binding; DNA-binding transcription factor activity, RNA polymerase II-specific. Gene Ontology annotation, cellular component: nucleus. Gene Ontology annotation, biological process: regulation of transcription by RNA polymerase II; cell differentiation.